Messenger RNA from Aphidius gifuensis, 1169 nucleotides. RefSeq names its product probable rRNA-processing protein EBP2 homolog. Gene Ontology annotation, cellular component: preribosome, large subunit precursor; nuclear periphery; nucleolus. Lineage: Eukaryota; Metazoa; Arthropoda; Insecta; Hymenoptera; Braconidae. Gene Ontology annotation, biological process: ribosomal large subunit biogenesis; rRNA processing. The coding region runs from base 105 to 1100 and encodes 331 amino acids. The record is from RefSeq and is a predicted model, not a curated record. The transcript is spliced from 3 exons.
UGAUCGUGUUGAAUCGUGUUAGAUUUACAUUGACAUCACUGGACCACGCUGUCUUCAAGUUUUAUUUUAUUAUUCAUUUUUGUUAAAAAUAAAUAAAUAUAAAAAUGGUUAAAGUUGCUAAAAAGAGAUCAAGAAAAGUCGUUGAAUCAGAUUGCGAGACAAAUUCUUCAGAUGAAGAGUUACAAGAAGCAUUUGCUGCUGGUCGAUUAAAAACAGGUCUAAAUGUACCAUAUGAACAAGAAGUAAUACCAAAAAAAAAUGACACUGCUUCAUUGAAAAAGAAAUUGAUUGAACUUAAACAAACAUUACCAUGGAUUGAACGUUUGGACAUUGUAAAUCCUCCAGCACCAAUGGCACCAGAAUUGGCAUUGCAAUUACAGACACAAGCAGAUGCACGUGCCAAGCAAGCAAAAGGCAAUAAAAAAUUGCCACAAUAUAAACCAGGUGAGGAUCCAGUAUUGAAUGAUUUUAAAAGAGAAACAACAUUUCAUCGUCAAGCACAAGCAGCUGUUAUUGAUGCUAUUUCAAGAAUUAAAAAAUUAGGAAUACCAACAAUAAGACCAGAUGAUUAUUUUGCUGAAAUGGUUAAAACUGAUGAACACAUGCAUAAAGUACGUGAAAAUUUAGCUAAAAAACAAGUUGCUGCACAAAGAUCAGAAAAAGUACGUCAAUUAAGACAACAACGUAAAGUUGGUAAACAAAUGCAAAUUGAAGCAACAUUAAAAAAACAUGCUGAUAAAAAACAAGUGUUAGAUGAACUUAAAAAAUUUAGAAAAGGAGUGAGAAAAGAUCUUGAUUUUCUUGAUGAUAAAAAAAAACCAGUUGUAUCAAAAAAUAAAAAAAUGAAAGAUUCUAAAUUUGGUUUUGGUGGUAAAAAACGUGGAUCAAAAUUAAAUACAAGAGAAUCUGCUGCUGAUAUGUCUGAAUGGAGAAAACCAGGUAGACCUGGUGGACGUGGUGGUAAAAAUACAUCAGGUGGUAGAGGUAAACCUGGUAGCAAGCCUGGUGGUGGUAGAAAUUCAACAGGUGGCAAAGGAGCUAAAAGUGCAAGUCGACCAGGUAAAAAUCGUAGAGUUAACAUGAAAUCUAAAAAAAAAUAAAUAAUCUUGUAAUUUAGAUUUUUUAUAAUUGCAUUAUUGUUAAUAUUAUACCUCUUGGUGAGUUUAAAA